UGUGAUCAGCUAAGCUUGAUCUAUUCACCCGACUUUGUUUUGUUUCCGCUCUCAGUUUGUUUCUACUUCUUCUUCUAUACCCAAACAUAAUUUAAUAUGCUUCGAGCCCUUAAUGUCUUUGCCACUUCGGCCUCCAAGAAAGACUCUGUCACUAACGAAAAACCGGUUAUUACAGAGCAUGACAAGGUAGCUGAGCCCCCUGUUGCCACCCCUCCUGAAAAUAUUGAAGCCCUUACGGAGCCCACCAAUGAAGAGCAGAGUGCCACCAAUGCCGUAGAAGAGCCAUCCGGAGCAACUGCCAACGCAGAGCCAGCAGCAGCUACUACAGAAGUCACUGCUGACAGUGCCAAUGCUAAUAACACCACCGAAACUACUGGAGCAACUAAUCAGGACACCCAGGCAAAUACUGCCGCUCCAGCUCCAGAGCCUACUGUCUCUACCACUGCUAAUGGACAUAAGAUCAAGGAGAAAAAGAACUCGCUUGGUAGCAAAAUUAAGGGUUUCUUUAAGAAGUUGUAAUCAAAUGGCUAAUUUGUUGUAAGGGAGUAAUUCCUCUCUCUCUCUCUCUCUCUCUCUCUCUCUCUUUCUCUCUUUUAUUACCUUAUUGUAUGUGUAAUGGCACCAUCCUUCUUCUUAAAUAUUAAUUUUUCAAAGCCGUACCGAUUCUUUCUCUGUCCUAUAUCGUUAUUUCCUCUAUUAAGCUGACAUUUACUCUAAAGCAUCUGCAGCCAUUAAAAUAUAUUUUAGUUGGACUUACAAAUUAAUUGAGAAACAGAGGAUAGUCCCAAAC
Molecule: messenger RNA, 790 nt
Organism: Umbelopsis ramanniana AG
Lineage: Eukaryota; Fungi; Mucoromycota; Umbelopsidomycetes; Umbelopsidales; Umbelopsidaceae
Exons: 2
Coding region: 97-519 (140 amino acids)
Source: RefSeq, a predicted model, not a curated record